Tachysurus fulvidraco (yellow catfish) is the source of this 882-nucleotide messenger RNA. RefSeq names its product antioxidant 1 copper chaperone (gene atox1). The transcript is spliced from 3 exons. The record is from RefSeq and is a predicted model, not a curated record. Gene Ontology annotation, cellular component: cytosol. NCBI's taxonomy places the organism in Eukaryota, Metazoa, Chordata, Actinopteri, Siluriformes, Bagridae. Gene Ontology annotation, molecular function: copper chaperone activity; metal ion binding. Gene Ontology annotation, biological process: copper ion transport. The coding region runs from base 209 to 412 and encodes 67 amino acids.
AGCCUAAUAUUCAUGUAAACUAAAACAUGUUUCUGUUUUCAUAAACGCUUUUGAAAAGUUCUGGGAAUUUAACGAUCAUCCCUAAGUCAGCACUGAGUCACACGGCUACAGUCAGUUCAAAGUGACAGAGUUUGUUAUUCAUUUGUGUGUUUUAGCCGAGUGUCUUUUUUUCUUCUUCUUCUUAAAACAAAUUAACGAUUAUCUGAUCAUGACAACCCACGAGUUUUUUGUUGAUAUGACAUGUGAAGGAUGCUCUGGUGCAGUGACUCGGGUCCUGAAGAAAAUAGAUGUAAAGUUUGACAUUGAUCUUCCCAACAAGAAGGUCUUUAUAGAUUCGGACAAAGACACAGAUGUCCUGCUGGAAACCCUGAAGAAAACAGGCAAAACUGUCACGUAUAUUGGUCCUAAAUAGACCAGAGUUUAAACAUGAACUGUCCAUAUGGAACAUUGUGGGCCUGUUACCAUUAGUAACCCUUUUGUCUGCUUGAUUUGGAUUUACAUGUUAAAUUUGCACAUUAUCCAUAUUAUGCUACUAACUCAUUGGAAUAAAAAUGUAACUUGGAAUAACAGUUUUUCUUUUCUCUAGCCUUAAGCUCAGUUCAGUCAUACUCAUGUGUAAUAGUUACUUUGGGGCCAGCACUUUGGGGUUGUAUGUGAAAGUAACCAUAAUCUGAUUGACAGAAAUAUUAAUCCCUUAUGCAAAAUAUUUGCAAUGUAACUAUUCUAUAUAUUGGUGUAUUAUAUCAGUUCGUUAUGUUGACAUAUAUUGCUAUUGGAUUGUGUUACAUCUUUAACCAUGACACUUGGGCUCCUGCUAGUUUAACGUACAUUAUAACAUGUAACCUCAAAAUGUAUUAAACAUCUAAACGCAGAUAUUUUAAA